AUGGCGACGACCUGUCCGUGGUCGUCGUCCGGGUCGUUAUAUAGGCGAGAUGAAGAUGCCGGGCAGAAACUUCUAGGCCUUUUGCGCAACAGUUAUCAACGUUCGUUAAAUUUUAGUGAUCACUCCUUUUAUACAUCCCUUGGAACCUCGAUAGGUAUCUCUUUCGGUAUCUUUGCUCUCUUCUGUCUCCUAAGACCCCACAACGCCACUGUAUACGCUCCUAGGCUCAAAUACUCCGAUGAGAAGCAUGCCCCUCCCCCAAUUGAAAAGGGAUAUCUGGCCUGGCUUAGUCCAGUUUUCAAAUACAAAGAGGAUGACCUAGUCAACAAGAUCGGCCUUGACGCUAUCGUAUUUUUGCGUUUUCUUCGAAUGUUGCGCAACCUUUUUGCUACUCUAUCCCUUCUCGCCAUCAUAAUGAUCGGAGUAAACGCCGGCUGUUCUGCCAAAAACAAGCACAUCCUCAAUGGCACCGGAAACUUUUUCAUCUUUAUGUCGCCUCAAAUUGUCUACGGCGAAUGUCUUUACGCUCACAUUCUCAUGUCUUGGGUAUUCCCGAUAGUUAUCUGCGGGUUUAUCUGGCAUUCCUAUCGCAAGCUUCUGCAAUUGAAAGUGGCGUAUUUUGAAAGCGAGGAGUACAAAUCGAGCUUGCAUUCGAAAACUUUAAUGGUGACGGAUGUUUCGAGUCAAUACAUGUCGAAUGAUGGACUCGCUGAUAUCAUUAGGAGGAUCAAUGCCGACCCGAACAUUAAGGACGACAUGAAGGCUAGGAUUGCGAGAGAUAUGAAGGAACUACCAAAACUAGUCCAUGAGCACGAAAUGACCGUUCGAAGACUCGAGAGCGUGUUGGCAAAGUACUUGAAGAAUCCGGACCGAUUGCCACCGAAUAGACCGACGAUGAAACCAUUUAAGGAUGAUAGAAAGACUAAGGGAGAGGGAAAGAUAGAUGCAAUCGAGUACCUAGACGAGAGAAUUAAAAUGCUAGAGACAAGGAUCAAAGAAGUUAGAGGAAGUAUCGACCUAAAGAAACCACUACCAUACGGAUUCGUCAGUUUUUCGACAAUGCAGAAUGCGCAUACGGUAGCAUAUGCGACGAGGGGAAAGAGACAGGCCGGGGCAGAUGUCAGACUAGCACCGAGACCUACUGAUUUGCUUUGGCACAACCUUUCUAAGACCAAGGGUGAACGUCGCUGGAGUAGGACCUGGGGCUGGAUGCUUUAUGGAUUUUUCACUGUCGCUUGGAUCGUCCCAAAUGCUUUCAUCGCCACCUUCCUACCGGAUAUCAGUCUCAUCGGGCAAUUGUGGCCAGCAUUUCUACAGUCCUUUAUCGAAUACAAUAGCUUCUGGGUCUUCGUCCAAGGUGUCAUAGCCCCUCUACUAACAUCACUAAUUUUCCUCGUCCUCCCCAUAAUCAUGCGCAGAAUUUCCGCACGACAGGGUGACUUCACCAAGACCGCCAGGGAACGCCACACAACUACAAAGCUCUUCUCUUUCUUCCUUUUCAACAAUCUAAUAGUCUUCACCAUUUUCGGCACAGUUUGGAACUUUGUCGUCAGUGUUAUUAGCGACACUGAUGUUAACAAAAAGUCGGUUUGGCAGGCAAUAAAGGACUUCCGUUUCGCUACCCAAACCAUCUAUUCGGUAUUCCAAGUCUCCAGAUUCUGGAUCAUGUACCUUCUUCAACGAAACUUAGGUGCGGUCUUGGAUUUGAUCCAAUUCGUAACCCUCUUUAUGCGCUGGUACUCUCGUAAAUUCCUCUCUCCAACACCGAGAGAGAUGAUCGAGUGGUCCGCGCCACAGCCCAUGGACUUCGCAAGUUACUAUAACUACUUCCUAUUUUACGCUACUAUAGCAUUCACCUUCGCACCGAUCCAACCUCUCGUCGUCCCCGUCGCAUGUCUAUACUUCACCAUUGACAGUUUCUUCAGAAAGUACGCAUUCAUGUACAUGUUUGUCACCAAAACCGAGUCAGGAGGAAUGUUCUGGCGGGUCCUAGUAAACCGGGUGUUAGUCGGCUCCAGUUUCGGAAAUAUCGUAACGGCAGGUGUGGUUUGGAUCAAUUUCAACGGAAGAACCGCGGUGUGGGCUUUAUUCCCGAUUAUCAUCCCUAUCGGCUUCAAAAUCUACUGCAUGAAAGUCUUCGACAACAAACUCGAUUUCUACACCAAGGUCGUCGACGCAGAGAAUACCACUGGUGGAGCAGCAAAUGUGAUUUCCGAAACAGCUCAGAAAAAGCAUCGGGAAGACCGUCUAUCAGACCGUUACGGCCAUCCAGCACUAACUCGAAAACUCCUUACCCCCCUCGUCCACGAAAAGGCCAAACAUGUUUUGGCCCGUGUCUACUCCAUCCGUAAUAACGAAGAAGAUCAAUUCUCAGCAGUCAACGGUAGCUUCCCAUUCUCUCAGUCAGGCGAUAAUAACGGUAUGAACAUGCAAAAAAUGCAAUCCGACAAACCAGGACUCCAAGCUCCACCGACAGGAUUAGAACACUACGGCUUCGUACAGGAGCAUCAAUUGGACUACAACAACCUAGCAGGUCAACAACGUCAGGAAUUCAACUAUAUAUUCGACUCGGCUGCCGCUAACGUCGGAGGAGUCCAGAGUAGAGGUGGAAGCCCCUCGUUAAGACCCAUAACACCGGGUGCAUUAAGCAUGUUAGAUAAUUCACGACCAGGAACACCUAGCGGACUUGGUCCUAGUGGAUAUGCAACAAACCGGAUGCAAUACACAAGCCUAGGAAGCCCGGGUCUGGCACCCCAGCAAUUAACACUACCAACUGGAAGAUCGGUAUCUCCACUCGCAAGGGACGCAUCUGCUUCUCCAGAUCCGAAUUAUUACCUAUCACAACCUAGAUUACCAGAGGGAAUGGCAAGCGAUAGCGAUCUAGCAGGCUUACUUGCCGCACCAGGCGGUGCAGGUCAUGCACCCCACGACGGAUACGAUAGCAGGGCUGUCUCUAGAGACGGAUACGACAGCAGAGGCGUAUCUCGGGAUGGGUGGGACGACUAUAAUUCAGGUCAACAGCAGCAACACCAUCCACAAGGACCGGUAUGGGGAUACGAUCAAUACCAGCAACCGCAACCACAGCAGCAGCAGCAACCGCAGCAGCAGCGACAACCAGGUUCUCAAUCACCACAGUAUCACCAGCAGCAGAAUACCCAGCAAGGUUACCAAUCCCCACAAUACCAACAACCACCCACCCAACAAGGCUAUCAAUCUCCACAAUACCCGCAGCAGCAGCAGCAGUAUCAUCAACAGCAGCAGCAAUAUAGCCCCCAGAACCAGCAACAGCAAGGAUAUAACUACCAACCCCACCAACCCUCAAUAUCCCCACCACCUCCACAGCACCAACAGCAGCAAGGGACUGGCGCUUGGUCUCCACAUUACGACACCGGAUCUCCUCACCGACACCAAAGCCCUGCUCCGGGACCGCAGCAGCAGCAGCAGCAGCAGCAGUACCAGCAACAGCAAUACCGGCAAGGAUACGGACAAGGACAGGGACAAGGUCCAUCAUCAAACUACUAA
Molecule: messenger RNA, 3522 nt
Organism: Orbilia oligospora ATCC 24927
Lineage: Eukaryota; Fungi; Ascomycota; Orbiliomycetes; Orbiliales; Orbiliaceae
Exons: 3
Coding region: 1-3522 (1173 amino acids)
Cellular component (GO): plasma membrane
Molecular function (GO): calcium-activated cation channel activity
Source: RefSeq, a predicted model, not a curated record